AAGGCCCUCGAUAUCAAGAUGCUAGAACAGAAGUUAAAAAUACUAUCACCAUUUGGUGUUCUGAGGUUAUUGAAGUCAAUACAUGUAAUGAAGAGGUCUUUGAAACUAGUAUAUGUAAUAAAAAUAAUAUUCAAACAACAACACAUGACAAAGAGGUCUCUAAGACUAGUACAAGUAACAAAAACAACAUGGAAACAACAACUCAAAAUGAACCAAGGAAUAAACAAGAGAACUCCACUUUGGAAAGAAAUACAACUUUUAGCUCCAAAAAAUCAGCUAAUAUUAGGCUAGAACAAGAACCCCAUGCAGGUAGUUCUGCUAAUAAAAAAGAAAACCCAUACUUGCAAGACGAUGCAUCUAUCACAGAUGAUAAAGAUCUCUCACCUGACUCAAUAUCAACACCAUGUGAUGAACUGGCUGCACUGUAUCUUAAUGCAGAACCACAGGCAGAAAACAAAAACACAGAAGAAACAUUACCAAUAAUAGAA
Messenger RNA from Cetraspora pellucida, 488 nucleotides. Lineage: Eukaryota; Fungi; Glomeromycota; Glomeromycetes; Diversisporales; Gigasporaceae. The record is from the annotation of a GenBank genome assembly.